GUCCUCAGUCUCGAGAGUCGCACGCCAAGUGGAUCCCAGCUCGUCCACACACACACACACACACACACGCGCGCGCGCGUCACUCUCUGCGCCGGCUAAGCGGCAGAGACGAUGCCUCUGGAGAGGUGACCACCGGCGGAUCCCGAAGCGCAGUUCCCCGGCAAUUAUGGGAACCCCAGAACCAAUAUCAAACCCGAAUUAGCCGGUCCAUCUCAUACAACAUGGCGAGGAGGAGGAGGCGGUGAGAGCUCGAGAUAGAAGCGCUUUCCCCGCUCGGGCACACCGCGGCGCUCCUCUUGUCUCGUAAGAGGAUAAAGAACAAGGGAAACCAAGCUAUUUAUAAGCGGACCGUUCGGACUGUCCACCAUGAGCGGCGGGCCGGAUGAGAGCUCGGUGCGCGUCGCCCUGAGGAUCCGCCCUCAGCUGGCCAAAGAGAAGAUCGAGGGCUGCCACAUCUGCACGUACGUGAUGCCCGGGGAGCCGCAGGUGUUCCUGGGGAAGGACAAAGCCUUCACCUAUGACCACGUCUUUGAUAUGGACAGCCAGCAGGAGAGCAUCUACACGCACUGCACCGAGAGCCUCAUCGAGGGCUGCCUGGAGGGAUACAACGCCACGAUCUUUGCAUACGGACAGACGGGUUCGGGAAAGACCUACACCAUGGGGACCGGCUUCGACGUCAACAUCGAGGAGAACGAGCUGGGUAUCAUUCCGCGGGCCGUCCACCACCUGUUCAGAGGGAUCGAGGAGCGCAGACAGGCCGCCACCGAGCAGGGCAGGCCUGCUCCCGAGUUCAAGAUCAACGCACAAUUCCUGGAGUUGUACAACGAGGAGGUGCUGGACUUGUUUGACUCAACACGAGACAUCGAGGCCAGAAAGCAGAGAUCCAACAUCAAGAUCCACGAGGACGCCAACGGCGGCAUCUACACCGUGGGGGUCACCACUCGCACCGUCUCCUCCGCAGCUGAGAUGAUUCAGUGUCUGAAGCUGGGCGCUCUGUCUCGAACCACCGCCAGCACUCAGAUGAACGCGCAGAGUUCGCGCUCCCACGCCAUCUUCACCAUCCACCUGUGCCAAGUGCGAGUCUGCUCUCCCGAUAACGACGAGAACGUGACAGACAACCGUCUGGCUGACGACACAGAGAUCAACGAGUUUGAAACGCUGACGGCCAAGUUCCACUUUGUGGACCUGGCUGGUUCUGAGAGACUGAAGAGAACCGGAGCUACAGGGGACAGAGCCAAAGAGGGAAUCUCCAUCAACUGUGGGCUGCUUGCUCUAGGAAACGUCAUCAGUGCUCUGGGAGACAGGAGUAAGCGUUCCACUCACGUGCCUUACAGGGACUCCAAACUGACCCGGCUGCUACAGGACUCACUCGGUGGCAACAGUCAGACGGUGAUGAUCGCCUGCAUCAGCCCGUCGGACCGGGACUUCAUGGAGACCUUGAACGCUCUGAAGUACGCCAACAGAGCCCGGAACAUUAAGAACAAGGUGAUGGUGAACCAGGACAAGGCCAGCCAGCAGAUCAGCACCCUGAGGAUGGAGAUAGCGCGACUGCAGAUGGAGCUGAUGGAGUAUAAGACGGGGAAGCGUAUGGUGGGUGAAGAUGGCAUGGAGGGCAUCAACGACUUGGUCCAUGAGAACUCCAUGCUGCAAACGGAGAACAACAACCUGCGGGUGAGAGUGAAGGCCAUGCAGGAGACCAUCGACGCCCAGAGAGCCAGACUCACACAGAUCCUCAGUGACCAGGCCAACCAGGUCCUGGCCAAAGCAGGUGAAGGCAGCGAGGAGAUCGGGAACAUGAUUCAGAACUACAUCAAGGAAAUCGAGGAGCUCAGAGCUAAACUUCUUGAAAGCGAGGCUGUGAACGAGAAUCUGAGGAAGAGCUUGUCCCGGGCCUCCACUCGCUCCUCGCUGUACGGCGGCCCCGGCGGCGCCUUCUCCCAAACCCACCUCGUCCCCGAGAGGGAGGCCAGCGAUGUCAUCGAGAUGGCCAAGAAAAGUCUGGAGAAGCUGAAGAAGAAGGAGAGGAAGAAGAAGAAGAGUGUCAUCAAAGAGGAGGGGCCAGACAACGACCACGAGCGAGUCGACGAGGAGGCAGAGGAGGGCAGCGACCACGAAGAAGGCGAGGAGGCAGAUGGAGAGGAGGAGGACUUUGACAUUCCGGGGGACGACACCUCGGACGACUCUGACUCCGAAGAACUGGAGGAGAAAGAAAACGUCCAGGCCGACCUGGCCAACAUCACCUGCGAGAUCGCCAUCAAGCAGAAGCUGAUAGACGAGCUCGAGAACAGCCAGCGCCGUCUGCACACCCUCAAGCAGCAGUACGAACAGAAGCUGACGAUGCUACACAACAAGAUCCGAGACACGCAGCUGGAGAGGGACAAGGUGCUGCAUAAUAUGGGUUCGGUGGAGACGGGUACGGAGGAGAAGGCCAAGAAGAUCAAAACAGAGUAUGAGAGGAAGCUGAGCUCCAUGAACAAAGAGCUGCAGAAGCUCCAGUCAGCUCAGAAGGAGCACGCCCGUCUGCUGAAGAACCAGUCGCAGUACGAGAAGCAGCUCAAGAAACUCCAGCUGGAUGUGACCGAGAUGAAGAAGACCAAGGUGGUGCUGAUGCGUCAGAUGAAGGAGCAGCAGGAGAGAAACAGAGCCUCAGAGUGCCAGAGGAACAGGGAGAUCGCCUCCCUGAAGAAAGACCAGCGCAAAGCAGAGCACCAACUGAAGCAAAUGGAGGCCCAGAAAAGACAACAAGAGUUGAUUCUGCGCAGGAAGAAUGAAGAGGUGACAGCUCUCAGGCGGCAGGUGAGGCCCGUGUCUGGGAAGGUGAGCAGGAAGGUGAGCUUCCCAGAGCCUACCCAGGAGUCGUCUCAUAGAGCCCUCCCGGGAAGGAUGCAGACGUCUGGAGCCUCUCCAGUCAAUGGAGCGAGGAGUUCCCCACUGCGGAUAGGAAGUACCUAUCUCAACAGGACAGCCAGGGUCAAAUGGCAGUCACUGGAGAGACGUGUCACCGACAUCAUCAUGCAGAGGAUGACCAUCUCCAACAUGGAGACGGAUAUGAACAGACUGCUGAAGCAACGGGAAGAGCUGACCCGACGGAGGGAGCGGGUGUCCAGAAAGAGAGAAAAGAUGGCGGUGGAGGGUGCAGACGGCGACCGCUCGCUGGCCUCCCUGAACGAGGAGCUGGAGUCUCUGAGCGCCAACAUCGACUAUAUAAACGACAGCAUCGCUGAGUGCCAGGCCAACAUCAUGCAGAUGGAGGAGGCCAAGGAGGAAGGAGACACAGUGGAUGUUACCGCAGUGAUCAGCUCCUGUAACUUGUCAGAAGCCCGCUUCCUUCUGGAUCAUUUUAUGAAUAUGGCCAUCAGUAAGGGUCUGCUGGCGGCCCAGAAGGAUUCCCAGAUGAAGGUGAUGGAGGGCACUUUGAAGCAGACAGAGAUCAACAGCGCCACCCAGAACCAGCUGCUGUUCCACAUGCUGAAGGAGAAAGCGGAGAUCAACCCAGAGCUGGACGCUCUGCUGGGCAGCGCUCUGCAAGAGUUAGGUUACCUGUCACCGGAGAAUGGAGACGACAGUAGCAGUGACGAGUCCAACCCGGGUCCAGCUGCGGAGGGCGGCACACUGGCAUCAGAUCUAAUGAAGUUAUGUGGUGAAACCAGACCGAGAAGCAAGGCUCGCAGACGGACCACCACCCAGAUGGAGCUGCUGUAUGCCGGCAGCGGGGAUCCGUCCUGUGAACCCCCCACCGGAGACUUCUCGUCCCCUCUGCUGCCCCUCUCGGAGCGCCUCGAAGGCUCGGCCGACAUGCAGGGUCAAACGCUUGCUGACCGCGAGCAAACUGUUUCCCCUUCUGCGCUGUCUGCCAGGCCAGCUGGCAUUUCUGGAUCCAGGUCCCCGACAGGAACUGAGAGAAGGCUCCCUGAGCGCUCGCCCCUCGGCCGAAGGAGGGCGCAAGAGAAAGGAGCCACGGCGACUCACAUCCCAGCGCCCACGCACGCACCUCCGCUUAGCACAGCGGAGGCUAAAGCCAAAGGCAGUGAGCACAAACCACUGUUGGAGGAGUCGCCCGUAUUUGAAGGCCACAGAGGUGUGAUCAGCCCUUUGAAGAGCAGGCACGGGGCCAAACUCCAGUGUGUCUACGUAGCAGAGGGGCACACCAAACCUGUUCUCUGCGUGGAUGCCACAGAUGAUCUGCUCUUCACGGGAUCCAAAGACCGCACGUGCAAAGUCUGGAACUUGGUGACGGGUCAGGAGAUCAUGUCUCUGGCAGAUCAUCCCAGCAGUGUCGUCUCAGUCAGGUACACUUCAAGUCUCGUCUUCACCGUUUCAACCGCUUACAUCAAAGUGUGGGACAUACGAGACUCUGCCAAGUGUAUCCGCACGCUCACGUCAUCGGGCCAGGUGGGUUCAGGGGACAUCUGCUCGUCUGUCAGGAGUUUAUCCAUCCCACCAGGAGAGAGUCAGAUCAACCAGAUCGCCCUGAACCCCUCCGGCUCCUUCCUGUACGCUGCCGCUGGCAAUGCCGUGCGCAUGUGGGACCUCCGCAAAUUCGUGUCCACUGGGAAGCUUACUGGCCAUUUGGGACCUGUCAUGUGUCUGACCGUAGACAAAUUAGGUCACGGGCAGGACGUUGUCCUCACCGGCUCCAAAGACCAUCACAUUAAAAUGUUUGAGGUGGCAGAAGGUGCUCAGGGUAGCAUCAGCUCCAGCCAGACGUUUGACCCCGCCCAUCAGGACGGCGUGGAGUCUCUGGCCGUGCACGGGGAUGUUUUCUACAGCGGCUCCAGAGACUAUCACAUCAAGAAGUGGGACUUCGGCAGCAAGCGGCUGCUACAGUCCGUCAGCGCCCAGGCAGACUGGGUCAGCGCUCUGGGCGUGAUGCCGGGCUGCCCAGUGCUCCUCAGCGGCUGCAGAGGAGGGAUGCUGCGCCUCUGGCACGCCGACUCGCUGGCGCCCCUCGGAGAGGUCCGGGGACACGACAGUCCCAUCAACGGCCUGGCAACUAACGGCAGCCAACUGUUCACCGCCUCAGAUGACCGCACAGUGAAGAUUUGGGAGGCCAAAGGUUCUCUGGAGGAAGGAGUCCACUGACACCUGCUCCCGGAUCCGAAAUAGAGGGUCGUCUUCUGGCCUUUACCCAAUCAAAAUGUGUCAUUUAUGAAGCAACGAUAUCACCCAUGACCUGACGAAGUGUUGCAUUGAAGUCCGAAGUGCGGGUCCCACUGAAGAAGACUCUUUAAACAACACUGAUCCGUCACUGACGCUCCACUGGGAUCCGUUUCGGGGAGGUCUAAUUAGAAGCUCUCAGUCUUUCAAGCUGUGCUGAUAUUUAAGGUCAAGACGAAUCAAAGUGGAGCCUCUCAAGUCUCCUGCAGAGCUGACUGCACAACAGCCGCGACGGACGGCGUCUUCCAAAGCUGCGACAGACGACGGCAGAAUUAAAGUACAAAUAUGGACUUCUGUCUCAAUCAAACCAGGAGUCUCGCCUGUGCUUUUCAACAUUCCUCUCCUCCGCUCAGCACUCGGCAACAUGGACACCUUCUAUGCAUAACCUGUAGUGAAUUCUGCCCUAGCUGCCGAGGAAAAAAAGAAAACAGGUUUUGGUGAGGGGUUUUGCUUCCUUGCACCAAUUGUUGAUUGCUGAAAGAGUCUGUGUCCCAAAAACAAUACAUGGCUAUUUUCCUGCUUACCAGCGAUAACUGUGAGUCCAUCCUGUGUGUUCACAAUAUGCGUGACGUGUCGUGUCAAUUCUCCACAGGUCAUUGUUUGUGUGUGUGUGUGUGUGUGUGUGUUUGUGUGUGUGUGUGUGUGUGUGUGUUCACUGUAAGCAAGGACCAAAUAACUACUGAAACUGUGUAUGGUCUUAUUCUUCAGCGGUUACUGCCAAACCCUGUGGUGUAGAGGUUUUCAGAAUGGGAGGCGGACCUCCUCCGGGGUUAUCAAAACUGUGAAGGCUAACCGGCCUCAAUUGCUAAGUGUCUAUGGGAUCAAAUGAUAUAAACACAAUCCCAUAGGCAUCCUGCAAUUGAGCGAAACUGAGAAAGUAAACCAGUGGGGGGGGGGUCUUUGUCCAAGCUUUGACCGAGGGGAGGCCCCCGCUCUCUGACUUUGAAAACCCCUGCUCUAGUGGAACAUGAAAGCCCUCUAAGUAAACACACACUCCUUUCUGGGUCCUUUCACUUUUUUCUUUCUUUCUUGUAUUUCAGUCCGUGUUCAUUAAAUCAACUGCAGACCACCAAUGUUGUGUCUCUAUAAAAAAUGUUGUGUGUUUUCUCCCCUGAUACAAUUUCCGUUAGCUAAACAGAGCACCGAUCCAAUCCAAGUUAUUUUUAUAUAUCAAUUCAAAACCAGCUGACCAGCAGACGGUGAGAGCGUUCUCUCUCUCGGGCUGUCGGGUGCCGGGGGUCUUCCCCUAAAUCUGUUAGUUUAGCUCUAGAGUCAGACUCCACAAGAAGAUGAGGUCAGUGAGGCUGGAAGAUGAGACGCACAACACACUUGUUGUCUCUUCCAAAGAUUGGUUGUUAUUUAGUUUGUUCCCCUCCAAAAGUUUCGCCGUGGAGUUUUUAUCAGUUUUGUCAAAGGUCAAACUGAGUGCGACGACGAAUGCUGCCGGAGACUUCCUGUCUCUACCAAAUGCAUUCAUUUCUUGUAACAGCAAAAACAUUAGUGCAGAGGUUUAGCUUUUUGUUUCUGAGUAUAUUUUAUGGAACCGGAACACGUUUUCUCACCUUUUGGUCACACAAAGCCACAGUGGUGCUGCCGAGUGAGCGUCGCGCUUACUGCGCCACCGGUAUGAUCGCACACGAGACGCACAUAAAAACAUCAAGCAUCAUUCAAUCUUUUAAACGUGAGUCUAAAAUACUGCUAUUUAUUUAUUGUUUUAAUUCAUUUUUUUGAUGUUGCUGUUGUGUCUUCCUCAUCAAUCAGAGAUUUUUAACUGAUUACCGUCGAAUGCCUCUCAUAUCUCAGCAUUGGCCGGAACAGAUGCGAUGGAUUUCUGCGUAAUCAGAGGUGCCUGCAGUAAAUCCUAAACUGUGGAUCGUGACUGUAGAAUCGCUACAUGAUAAAUGUGGACUAUCCCUUAUUAAAAAUGUCAAGAUGUCCUUUUAAAUCUGUUGAAAAACACUUCCUGCUCUGGUUUGGAUAUUGUAUAUUGGCAAUGGAGAUGGGCUGAAAAUGCACUGAAUAGAAUAUAUUUUUUGCAACUUGAAAUCAGUAUUGCCCCAUCGUCUCACAACAUAGUUAAAUACAAAGCUACGUGAAAUAGAUUACUUACAGAAACUGGUUUGCAUUCCUAUUGACUUCCACCUGAAUUGCUGAAUUUAGAAAUAGAAAACAAACAAUAUGAGCUGUUAGUUUUCUUAAUUCAUAAUGAAUCAGAUGGCCUGCAAUUUAUUUUGUAUUCAUUAUCCUUCUAAUUGUAGUGUAAAUACCUUAGACUGUACAAAACGGUUAGAUUAGAAUAGGGAAAUAAAACUUGUUUUCUUCCUGCUGAUUCUCUUGUGUACAAUUUUAAACGAUUGAAAUAUCAGGUGCAGUGUGAAA
Molecule: messenger RNA, 7536 nt
Organism: Cyclopterus lumpus (lumpfish)
Lineage: Eukaryota; Metazoa; Chordata; Actinopteri; Perciformes; Cyclopteridae
Product: kinesin-like protein KIF21A
Exons: 36
Coding region: 367-5082 (1571 amino acids)
Biological process (GO): microtubule-based movement; mitotic spindle organization
Molecular function (GO): microtubule binding; ATP binding; microtubule motor activity
Source: RefSeq, a predicted model, not a curated record